Messenger RNA from Ctenopharyngodon idella (grass carp), 2766 nucleotides. RefSeq names its product forkhead box G1b (gene foxg1b). Gene Ontology annotation, molecular function: DNA-binding transcription factor activity; sequence-specific double-stranded DNA binding. The coding region runs from base 828 to 1832 and encodes 334 amino acids. The transcript has a single exon. Gene Ontology annotation, cellular component: nucleus. Lineage: Eukaryota; Metazoa; Chordata; Actinopteri; Cypriniformes; Xenocyprididae. Gene Ontology annotation, biological process: regulation of transcription by RNA polymerase II. The record is from RefSeq and is a predicted model, not a curated record.
CAAUUAAUGCGAAAGGUGUGUUAGUAUAAGCGCGAGUGGAAAAACGUGUUUGUUUCAGAAUGCAAAAUGUGCGAAAUUUAAAACUAAAAAGCUAUUUGAGACACAGAUUAUUCAGAUUAUUAUGCAAAAUAUCAGACUGAUUGAUCAACGAUAAACAACAAGUAAACAAUCGUUUAUGACGCGCGUGAACAUGCUGAUGGAGAGCGCGCUGAAUCACAACAAGAUUUCAGUGAAUUAAAAAAUGGCAUGUAUGAGACCUUGAAAGUGUCAGCUGAACUUGUCCAGCUCUCCAGCAGUGGAUCUGUGACCCGCGCGGACACUAGAGGCGCCGUUGGUUCAGCCGCGCGCUUUUACGCACAGAACUGUGGCGUUCUUACAAUCAAUAUCCACUGAUCAACAUUUUAUUGCCUCAGACAGUUUAUAAUGAAUACUUUACGUUUGUAUUAUUUAUAACCCCAAUUUGAAGCCCCUCGAAGAUGCCAUGAGCACUUUAGUUUUGGCUCAUUCAAACUUUAUUCCAGUGCGUUUCGUGUAAACAACUCCUCGUCCCUCCUAUUCAUGCUACGUGAUCAGUGACGCACAGGAGACGCUCCAGACUCCAGCGCGCGCGGGGCUCUCCGCGCAUUAUGAUGGAGUGAGCGCGGCUCGACUGACACUGUCCCAGCCACCAGCACGCGCAGAGCUCCUCCUCCCUCCCGUACGAUGUAAGAGUAAUCACCAAUUUCUCGAGUCCGCGAGUCAUGCAUGCGAUGUCUCCAUCAUUGCGCGCCUGACCUCCUGCGUUUUAAAGUACAAAAACGGGGCUUUUGCGCGUUUCAUCCCCCGGCAUGGGAGAUCAGAGUGAGCCGACCAUGGUGCAGAAGUCGACAUCGUUCAGCAUCAAGAGCCUGUUACUCCCAUCGAAGUUUGACAGCGCGGGCGCGGAGGACAGCCGCCCGGCACCGGACUUAGACAAGCCCCCAGAAGCGCUCGAGACGGACGCCGCGCAACGCGACGCGGAGGAGCCCGAGCAGCCGUCCAAAAAGGGAAAGAAAUUCGACAAGCCUCCGUUCAGCUACAACGCGCUCAUCAUGAUGGCCAUACGGCAGAGUCCCGAGAAGCGGCUCACGCUCAACGGCAUCUACGAGUUCAUCAUGAAGAACUUCCCGUACUACCGGGAGCACAAGCAGGGCUGGCAGAACUCCAUCCGGCACAAUCUGAGCCUCAAUAAGUGCUUCGUGAAGGUGCCGCGGCACUACGACGAUCCGGGUAAAGGGAACUACUGGAUGCUCGACCCCUCCAGCGAUGACGUGUUCAUCGGCGGGACCACCGGGAAGCUCCGGCGGCGCUCGGCGACCUCGCGGGGCAAGCUGGUGAUGAAAAGGGGCCUCCGCUUCGCGCCCCUCGGACUCGGACUGGGCGAACGCCCGAGCAACCCGCUCUACUGGCAGCUGUCUCCGUUCUUACCCCUGCACCACUCGCACUAUAACGGCUCCGCGCACGGAUUUCUAAACCAAGGACACGCGUACGGAUCUUUACUCCCGGGCGUCGAGCCGCUCGGGAACGGGGAUAUGUCUCGCCCGAUUCUGGGAGCCUCUAGCGGGAGUAUCAACGGGUACGGAGUGUCUCCGCCGUCCGCUGCUGGAUUACUCUCAGGGCACAAUGGAUACUUCGUGCCGGGCGCGCAGCAGCCGCAGUCUCUGGCGAGCGCGCCGGGUUAUGGCAUCUCCAGCUCUCCGUCCCCGCUUCUCUCGGAUUCCCUAAGAACUAGUUUGCCCUCCUUCACAUCGCCACUUUCCAGCGGACUCCUGUCUCAACACAAACGCGUCGCGCCCAAUUCUUUCCUGAGCUGAGCGUCGCGCGCGUCCUCUCCAAACUUUCCUAGAAAACCUCGCGCUUUGUGCGUCUGUCUGGAUUUAAUUUUUUUUUUGUCUAUUUAAGACCAUGGUAGUAUAAUGUUAUGCCAAAGGCAAUAACCGUACGUGUUUGUUUUUCUUUUUUUUCUAAAAAAAAAAAAAAGUAUUAUUUAUAGUAUUUCUUUGUGAAUGAUGGUUUUGUAUUUAUUCAAAUGUUUUGGUUUUUUUUGUGGGAUAUUGUUAUUAUUAGAUGUUUGGCACAUAUUAUUCGUUUAGUAUGACUAAUUCCUUUUUUAUUUAAAGUAUAAUGUCCCAAACUGUGAAUGCGCCUUAAUAUCUUAAAUCAGGGUUGAGCGUUCGGACUGACUCAGGUGUGCGUUCUGACAAUUCAACAUUAUUAUUAUUAUUAGCUGUGUAAACCUGGAAUAGGGUAAAUAUGAGUCUAUAUGCAAUGUUUAUGUGUGGGCCUGUGUCCAGAGACUAUAGUAAAGCGAAGCUACUGAAUUAAAGCACUGGAUUAAUGAACUGUGUGUGGAUGAGUUUAUAUAUGUCAUAAAAUACUGUUCUGUGAUGACACGACAGGGGCAGUCUGGGUCUGUCCCAUAUUUACGCACAUUACAGUAGAGUAUUGCCUGGUUCAUCACCAAAGACAGAUCAUUAAUGAUUAUUAUUAUUAUUAUUUUUUGGAAAUAUAACAUCCCUGCAUACUGAUUCGCUCUGAAGCCAUUAUUUAAACUCUCUGUGAAAACAGGCGUUUAUCAGAAAUGUGAUUGUUUAUUUCCCUUUAGUUUGAAUCUACAUGUGAUUUAUAGUUCUGCACCUUUAGUCGCCAUGCUCAUUUAAUGUACUAGUUUGUCGUUUUUCUUUUCUCUCUUGUAUAUUUUGCCUGAACUUCAGUUCAGAACAAAGAAAUAAAGUAUUGAAAUAUUUC